This is a messenger RNA of Plasmodium relictum, 3138 nucleotides long. RefSeq names its product conserved Plasmodium protein, unknown function. The transcript has 2 exons. Gene Ontology annotation, cellular component: nuclear cap binding complex; nucleus. Gene Ontology annotation, molecular function: RNA cap binding; mRNA binding. Gene Ontology annotation, biological process: mRNA export from nucleus; nuclear-transcribed mRNA catabolic process, nonsense-mediated decay. Lineage: Eukaryota; Apicomplexa; Aconoidasida; Haemosporida; Plasmodiidae. The record is from RefSeq and is a predicted model, not a curated record. The coding region runs from base 1 to 3138 and encodes 1045 amino acids.
AUGGAAGAAAUAGAGUUACAUAUUAUAAAAAAUGAGAUAAUUAAAAUAGGUGAUAAAUUAAUAGAUAGUGAUGAUAUUUUUCAGUUAUGUAAAAGAAUAUUAAAAAGUAAAAUAAGCCAAUGUAUUGAUACAAUUUUGGAAUGCAUUUUUUAUAUGCCAGUAAAAAUUGGAAUUUAUGCAACAAUUUUGGGAAUAAUAACGAAAAAUGAUAAAAAAAUGAAAUUGCAGAUUUUAUUAAAAUUAAAUCAUAAUAUUGAAGUUUUCAUAAAAAAGAAUUUAUUACAUUGUUUGCUGUGGUUUAGAUGUAUAAUAGGCUUAAGUUGCUGUUAUUUUUUUGAUUUUAGUUACUGUUUAAAUUUAUUUAAAAACAUAUAUGAAUUGUGCAAUGAAUUAUAUAAAGAAAAAAAAUUUAUAAGAGGAGAUAAUAUUUUAUAUAUAUUUUUAAGUAAUUUUUUUUAUAUAUCCAAACAAAUAUAUGACAAAAAUAAAGAUGAAUUAGACAAUAUAUUGAAUAAAUGUUUUGAUUUAAUGGAAAAAAGGCAAAAUUGUAUAGAUAACAUAGAUAUAGAUAAUAAUGAUAUAGUUACAAUUGAAUACAUAUACAUUUACAUUAAUAGUACUAUUCAUAGUGAUAAUUUUUAUGAUAGAUUAUUUUAUUUAAAGGAUGCCUUAAAAAAUUAUAUACAGAAUAAUUUAAAAAGUGUAGCAACUCAUAGAUUUUAUCAAAAACAAAUAUUUCAAGAAAUAUUUUUAAAUGGUGAAAAUAGCCCAAAAAAAUCUAAUGAAGAUAAUUUAUUGAGUGAUAGCAUGAGUAAUAUUAAUAAUCAAAGUUAUAAUAAUGAAAAAGAUAAUAAUAAUACCGAUGAUGUUAACAGUAAUAUUAAUUUUAAUGAUAACAAUAGCAAUGAUGAAUUAUUAUUAUUUAAUUCAAAAAAUAAAGAUAUGAAUUUACAAAAAAUAAUUGAAAAAUGUAUUAAUAUAGAAUAUCUUGUUAAUUAUGAGUGCGAUCAAUAUAUAAGUAGUCUACAAAUCAAUUUUAGAACAAAAAGUGAUGAUAAUAAAAAUAUACAUGAUAUAUGGCUGAUGCAGGAGCAUAUUCUGCAUAUUAUUGAGUUAUAUAAAAACAGCGUUGAGUUUAGCUCAAAAAUAUUGGGUAUAUACGUUCAAUUACAAAGUAAAUUAUAUAAUAAUGUAUUAAUCGAAUGCAUUAUAAAUAAAUUACUAUCUUCCUUUAAUGAAAAAGAUUAUUAUUUUUAUAUAUCAUUAAUUCAUAGAUUAUUAUUAAUAAACAAAAAUCUAGCAAGUAUAAUUAUUAGAUGUAUUAAAUUUAUUUUAAAACAAAUUGGGAAAUUAGAUAAUGAAUCUUUUUAUCUAUUCAUGGAGUUAUGUAUUUAUAUGCUAUCCUUCUUUGUAUAUGAAAAUAAAUUGAUGAAGAAUAAAGAAAAUUUUUUCAAAAGAAAAUAUAAUGAUAUGAAUAAGAUUCUAAAAGUUCAAGAAGAAGAAAUGCAAAAAUUAGAUAACAAUUUAACAAAAGAAAAAGAAGAAUUGAGUGUACACAAAAAAGAAAGAAAAGAAGAAAUAGAUGAUACAGAAAUUAAAGAACAAGCAGAUGAAGAACAGAUAAAUGAAUAUUCAAGAAAUUGCAAUAGUACAAAAAGAAAUCAAGUUAUACUAAAAAAAAAUGAAAAAACUUUGAAUGAAUUGAGAAAUAAUGAUUUCAAAAUACCUUUUUGUAUUGAAGCUGAUGUGAAAUAUAGCCCUGAUGAAGGUAAUGAUUAUGAUGAAAAUGAUAAAGAGGAAUGUGAUUAUGAUGAAAGUGAUGAUGAUGAAAACGAUAGUAAUGAAAAUGAUUUUGAUUAUUCUAUUUUUAAGGAAGAAUUAGAAAAAUUAGAUAUAGGAGAAAAUUUAAAGAAAUUUACAAAUUUAAUGUAUAAUGUGAAAAAUAAAUAUCGUCGAAAAUGGACUAGAAAUUUAUUUUUUAAAUCUUGUUCCUUAGUUUAUAAAAAUGAAGUUGAAAAUUUACUACCAAGAGUUGUUAUAAGUUACUGUAAUGGAUUUAAAUGUUCUAAUGACAAAAAAUAUCAAGAUUUUCAUGAAUUUUCUAUUUUUAAUGAAGUAUUAAAAUUUUGUUUUUAUGAGAUUAACAAUAUCGAAGAUCAAAAUUAUGAUUUGGAGAAAGAAGAUAACACUGAAAACUCUCUAAGUAAUUUUAAAAAUCUAAUUAAUGUAAUUAUCCAAUGUUUUAUGAAUUACUUAAUUGAAAAACCUCACUUAAACAAAAUUCCUCCCUUUUUUGAAAAUAUAAAAAAAAGUAUUGAUAAAUUACAUGGAAUAUCAAGGGAUAAUUUAGAUGAAAAUAUUUUUGAUAAUAAUAUAUUUGAAAAGGAUUUUGAUGUAGAUUCUAUCUGUUGGAGCAGAUAUGAUAUUUUAAUCCUUUUUUUUAAGUCAUUGAUAUUUUUUGAUUCUUCAAAUGUUUCUUCUUUAAAAAAAGUUUUUAAUAAUCAUGCAGUCAUAUUUUUAAACUAUAAAGACUCGGGUUGUUUUCAAUCAGAAAAUGAUAAAAAACAGUUUGAUAUAGAAAUAAUAAAUACUGUUUAUUCAUAUUUUAACAAUUCUGUUCUUUUAAAUGUAAUCGUUAAUAUAUUAAUUGAAAACCAAAUAGUUGAUGAAUUAUCUGUUAUUCAUUUUAUUUUUAAUAAAUUAGAUGAUUCUAACUUAGAUGAAUAUUAUGUUUUACGCUUAAUGUACGAGUGUAUAGAUAAUUUAAUAACAAAAAAAGAAUUUAAUGAUAUGGAAAAAAAUAAAUUGAAAAGAAAACAAAAUAAAAAUGAAAAUGAAGUAUUAAUAAAACAGUUAGAAGAUAAAAAAAAUCAGUUAGUUCAAAAAAUUUUUCAUUUAACAAAUGAAACAGUUAUUAUGCUUUGUCAUAAAAUGAUGAAACUAAAAAAUGAAAGUAAUUCAUACAUGAGUAAAGAAUUAUUGAAAGAAUCAUUAGUGUUUCUAAGAACUUAUCUUGAAUAUGUUGAUGUCGAUCAAUUUUUACAAUUAUGUCAUGAAAAUAACUUUGAAUCGGAAUUAUUAGAAUUAGCAACUAUUUUUAAGUAUGCAAGCUUAAAAAAAAAGAAAAAAGAAAAAUAA